UCUUUUUUUUUUUCGGUGGGUCCUUGAGCUCAUGGACCCAGCCGCCGAACUCGUUCAUGGCGCUUCACUCCCCUCCAAAACCCUAACCCGUCACCUCCCCUAAAACCCUAAACCCUAACCCUAAGCUGAAUCCGAUCUCUCGUCCACGAUGAGCAACGCGUGGAGGUCGCUUCUCCUCCGCAACCUCUCCCGGAUCUCGUCCCGCACCCCGUGCAUCCGACACCCCGAUCUCCACGUGAGUGUUCCGAAACCCCAAACCCUAAUCCAUUCAUCGUCUCCAUUCCUCGCCCCGAUUCACUCUCUAUGCUUCACAAAUCGGCGCUGGUUCUCCUCGCUCCCCGCCCCCGAUGGCAACGAUCGCGAUCGCGUCCUGGUGGCGGAGAUCUUCGCGAAACCUCUCACUUCUGAUGAGAUUAAGGCCGAGUUGGAGUCUCGCAAUCUGUUGCUGGAUGUUAACAUGGUGAAUUCGGUGCUUAAAUCCCUCGAGGGGACCCCGAAAGCCGCUCAGAGGUUCUUCGAUUGGGUUUCGGAGAGCGAAGCCGUAAGGUUGAAUUCGAAGUCGUAUAACCUUAUGCUGGAAAUCGUUGGGACGGAAGGCCGGGUGGAGGAGUUCUGGGGUUUGGUUGAGAUCAUGAAGAGAAAAGGGUUCGGGGUGUCGAAAGGCGCCUUCUUGAAGGUAUCGGAGAGUUUCGAGAAGAUGGGUUUAGCGAAAGAUUGUGAGAGGUUGAAGGAAAUGUACUUUCUUAAUUCUCAUGAGAAUGUGGUGGGUAGGAUGUGCCCUGCAAUUUGCAAGAUUCUGAGAUCGGAGAAUGAGUCGGAAGAAUCCAUUCGGAAGAAGCUCGAUGAAUUGGAUGUUAGUUUGUCAUCCAGUUUGGUUGUUGCCGUGCUAGAAAGGAUCGGCCAAUAUCCGAAGAAAGCUUCGACCUUCUUCCGGUGGGUAGAGGGAAACCCGUCGUUUGCACCUGAUGGUAGGGUCUACAAUGCAAUGGCUAGGGUUCUGGGACGAGAAGAUUGCAUCGACGAGUUUUGGGGUAUUCUCCGUAAGCUAAGAAACUUGGGUUAUGAGUUGGAGAAGGAGACAUACAUUAAAGUCUCGGAUAGGUUUCACAAGUGGAAGAUGCUGGCUGCAGCUGUGGAUUUGUUUAAGUUUGCAAUGGCUGGUUCGGAUAAGCCUUCUGUUCACGAUUUUGUAUUCCUGUUGAAGAAAAUUGUUGUGAGUGAUGAUCUGGAUCUGAAUUUGAUUUCUACGGUUGUUCGGACCUUCAUAAACGGCGGGCAUUCCAUAAAAGGUUCGGUUUUUGAUACCGUCCUUAAAUCGUUGAAGAGUGUUGGCAAACUGGGAGAGUGUGAUAAAGUUCUAAAGGCAAUGGAAGAAGGCGGUUUUGCGCCCGAUAGUUAUGUACAUGAAAAGGUUGUUAUUGGACUUUGCAAUGCUGGGAGAUUGGAAGAAGCCCUUCAAUAUUUAGAUAAUGUUGAACAAGCAGGGUACAAAUUGGAUUCAAAGACAUGGGAAAUCUUAGUUCAAAAGCAUUCUUUGGCUGGUGAUCUCGACAAAGCAUUGUCGUGUUUCAACAAGAUGUUAGAAAGAAAAGGCAGUGGUGAUGUUGGUUGUGCCUUUGAAGUUUUAGUGAAUGGGUUUUGCCAGAAAAACAAAGCAAAGGAAGCGUGCAAGAUUCUAGAGAAGAUGGUGACAAAAAAAAAUGUAAAGCCUUGGCAUAGCACAUAUAAGUUUUUAAUUGAGCGACUGAUCCGUCAAGGUGGUAUUAAAGAAGCUUUCACUCUUCUGGGUUUGAUGAAGAGCCAUGGUUUUCCACCUUUUAUCGACCCAUUUAUUGACUAUAUUUGCAAAUCUGGGUCGGUGGAAGAUGCGAUGGGCUUUAUUCAGGCAAUGACUGUGAAAGAGUUCCCAUCGAGAACAGUUUUCUUGCGUUUGUUUGAAGGUCUCUUUAAAGAGGGGAGGCAUGAUGUGGCACAUGGUUUACUCCAUAAAUGUCCGGGUUCCAUCCGUAACCAUGCUGACAUCUUAGAUCUCUUUUAUGCAAUGAAGUCAGAUGGAGCUACCGCAGCAGCUCUAUAGACUAUCGGCAAUACGCUAUGUUGUUGUGUUUGUUGAAAAAGCUGUCCACCUUUGGAAUGAAAAGCUGAUAAAGUACUUCCCUGAUAAUCAUUUGAUUCUGAGGCACAUUUGAGUGUGUGAUUGACCCUCUUGCAGACAUCAAGAGUUCAUUAUCGCUAAUCUAUGGAUUGAUUGGCUAAACACUUGCCUCUAGUUGUUUCAUGUUUUCUUAAUAAAACUUCCGAUCACUGUUUUCAUCAUUAAAUUGAUUGAUAAGGAGCAUUUUAUGCUCUGCCAUUGCUCUUCUGUUA
This is a messenger RNA of Ananas comosus (pineapple), 2367 nucleotides long. RefSeq names its product pentatricopeptide repeat-containing protein At5g15980, mitochondrial-like. Gene Ontology annotation, biological process: RNA splicing. Bases 149 to 2077 code for a protein of 642 amino acids. The transcript has a single exon. Gene Ontology annotation, molecular function: protein binding. NCBI's taxonomy places the organism in Eukaryota, Viridiplantae, Streptophyta, Magnoliopsida, Poales, Bromeliaceae. The record is from RefSeq and is a predicted model, not a curated record.